AUGGUGUCCGACGAGACGUACGAGCUUUGCCUACCCGUACUCCAGGACGCGAGCCUUGAGGAUGAAGAGAAGACCGACAAGCUGGAAGAAUUCCUGAAGAAGGAAACCACCUUGGUUGGCAGAUCUCUAGAAAACGCGGUCCUGGACGUGUUGUGGCGAUAUCGAGAAUCCUCGACCAACCCUAGUUCACCCCCGCCGAUGCGACACACUGUUUUACGGCGCGCAGCAUCUCCAGCUCCAUGGCCUAUCCCUCGUGGCAGCAGUGGUACUCCAGUAUCGUCUUCUCCUCGCCUCGGUGUGAGCCCUCUUGCUCCCCCUGGAUUCGUGCCACAGCCCUUCACGCGAGCGAAAUCGUCGACAGCCUCUCCUUUCACAUCACCCCGCCCUUCCCCUAGACUUGCUUUCUCCAGUCCGGCCAUUCCUCAUAGUCCCAGUCUGAACGCUUAUGAGUUCCCCACCGAUACAUCCCCUACACAAGACAUAUACGGGGACUAUGGUAGUGAUAAUGUUGACUGGUUGGUAAAUGAUGAUGGUGGAAGUAAUACAUCUUCUUCAGCGGGUGGGCAAAGUGGUCUCAACGCCGCCGCCGCAGAGUAUAUCUCUCCUCAAAACACGGAAAUGUCUCCUUACGAUAUGUUGCGCAGCAUUCUUGGUCCUUCAAAGUCAGAUGAAGAGAUUGAGGCGGCCCUUGCAAUGCAUGGAUAUGACCUAAGUGCCACUAUCAUGGCAUUUAUGGAGGGCCAGACAGGGGAUGCUUCCAACAUAGCCCAAGCCAACGAUGUCAAAAAUGCCAUUUUGAUUGGCAAGUCAAUGGCUUCAAGUAUUUCACGUCCUAUUACUCCUGCAGGACAGCAAAAGAGUGGUGUGGUCUGCAGAUUUUGGCUGUCUACUGGACAAUGUCUCCGAGCCGACUGCAGGUUUAGCCAUGACCUCAGUAACCAUAUUUGCAAAUACUGGGUUGAAGGGAACUGCCUCGCUGGUGACACUUGUAUAUUUUCACAUGAUCCAUCACAUUUCAUGAGUCGCAUGAAUCUGGAGGGAAGCAACACGCCCCCCCUCCAGAGUGCUCAUCCAAGCUUUCAAUUCCAGGAUUUCAACGCAUUCCCUUCCUUACAGCCUCUGCAGGACCAGUGGCCCAAUUCUUAUAGCUCUGCAAAUGCUUUUGCUAAUUACCAGGGAGCAAGCUUCACUCCUCCACCGCCUGGUUUCAAGGGCAUGCAGGGAUAUACAAGCGAUGGUUCGAGUCAAAGAUCACGGCCAAGUUCUCGACAUCAAGCUCGGGAGAAUAUGCCCGCAGCCCCUGCUCUAGAUGACACUGAAGCAUUCCCAUCCCUUGGUGCAGUCACUAUCAAAGGUGGAAAGAAGCAUCAUGGAAAGAGAGGAGGUCAUGGGCAUGGCCACAAGGAGAACACUGCUCCUAGCUCUCUCGCCGAGGUUGUCAAGAUGUCACCUUCCCCUGGACCAAGUAUGAUAAGACAGGAUGUAAAGAAGAUAGGCCGAAAUGGCAGUUCCACUAGUAUUCGCAAUGGGGAGAACAGUACCGCAGCACAAGCCAUUCCAUCACCUCAACAUGUUCCUUGGUUAGAGACCGGCGAAAGAGCGAACAAAGCAUACCUCAAAGCCAGACAAGAUGCUAUCAAGCAUGGAGGCUUGCGGAACAAGUUCCUGCAGAGCGCUGCUCAAGCCUGGAACCGCAACGAUGCUCGUGCUGCAAAAGCUCUAAGUCUUAGAGGCCAGAGCGAGAAUGAUGCCAUGCGUAAGGCACAUCGGGAGGCCGCUAGAGAACUCUAUGAAGAACGUAAUAGAGGAAGUUCCUCACAUUCUGAGCUUUACGUAGAUCUCCAUGGCCUUCACCCAGAAGAAGCGGUCGAAUAUCUCGAGAAAGUUCUCUUAGAGAACCAAAAGGAGACAAGACCUGUUUAUGCCAUCACCGGUACUGGACACCACAGCAAGAAUGGCAAAGACAAGGUCGGCAAAGCUAUUCGAAACUUCUUAAAUGAGUGGCGCUAUGCAUUCAGCGAGUUCUCUGUUCCAGGGGAUCGAAACAACGUUGGAGGCAUUCUUGGCAUCGAUGCUAGGUCCUUCGACAAGUCACUGGCUAGAGAUGGCGUUGUAGCUUCAGUAACGGCAUCUGAGCAGGCUGAUAAAGAACCCGUUGACAUACUUUCCGAGGGUCACGAAAUCGGAGCAGGAAAGGUUCGCUUGCUUGUGCGUGAUCCUCCAAAGGGACCCAGCGCAAAUCGAUGA
Molecule: messenger RNA, 2247 nt
Organism: Cadophora gregata
Lineage: Eukaryota; Fungi; Ascomycota; Leotiomycetes; Helotiales; Ploettnerulaceae
Exons: 4
Coding region: 1-2247 (748 amino acids)
Biological process (GO): negative regulation of DNA-templated transcription
Cellular component (GO): nucleus
Molecular function (GO): metal ion binding; RNA binding
Source: RefSeq, a predicted model, not a curated record